This is a messenger RNA of Brachypodium distachyon (stiff brome), 1508 nucleotides long. RefSeq names its product zinc finger CCHC domain-containing protein 10. The record is from RefSeq and is a predicted model, not a curated record. Gene Ontology annotation, molecular function: zinc ion binding; nucleic acid binding. Lineage: Eukaryota; Viridiplantae; Streptophyta; Magnoliopsida; Poales; Poaceae. The transcript is spliced from 3 exons. The coding region runs from base 448 to 1257 and encodes 269 amino acids.
UGUUUAGAAAAAAAAUAAACCGCGACCGGCGCUCUUCUUCCCGGCGAUCGUCGGGCUCCGCUCCGCCUGCGCGGCGCUCCCGAAUCUCCGGUCCCGUAGUCGUCGGAAACCCUACCGGCGUUUGCCUGUUUAGCUUAGGCAGCCAGAGGGAGAGCGAGGUGGUUCUCUGUGUCGAGGCGUCCGAUUUGGAGCCGGUGAUUCGCCCCCUCUUCCCCGAACAGUCGAACUAAGUGGCAAGUGGUUUCAGACAGUAGGUUCUUGGCUGCUCGCGUCUGCUUGGCGCCUUGGCUUGUACUGGAAGUUUGUGGCUUGAGGAUAUUACUCUGCUCCUUUCGCUAGCUAUCGUUUGGCUCAUGGGUCAAUGGGCUACUAGGUUUGUGGGUUAAUCCAAAUUGAGCUAGGGUAGUGAGGUUGCUGGUCUCAUAACAUUCUGUUUGGUCAAUCAAGAUGUCUGGAAGUGAUGGCAAAUCUCAAACUGCAGCUGGGCGAAUAAAAGCACAGGCCAUAUCAGCUGCUAAGGGACUGAGCAGGGCACAAGCGGAACGUGCAGCUGCAGCAGCUGCUCGCAAUGUCAAUGCCUAUGGGCAGAAGGAAGAGGGGCCAAGCCGCUGGCAGGAGAGGAAGGAAGCCAAGAGACAGAUGUAUUUGGAGAGUACGGAAAAGGCUGCAGUACUGGGUGUGAAACCAAAAGAUGUAGCUACUUCUUCUGGUGGUGCAUAUUCCCAAUGUCAGAACUGCUUCCAGCUUGGGCAUUGGACAUACGAGUGCAAGAAUGACCGUGCUUACAUAUCACGACCCUCAAGGUCACAGCUGCUUAAGAACCCCAAGUUGAAGAAGACGAUUGUGUUAGAAUCCUACCGAUUUGUUAAUCCUGAUCUUGAAAAGGAGAGGGAGGAGGAAAGGAAGCUGAUGAAAGAAAAGAUGGAGAAAGAAAAAUCAGAAAGAGGGAAGGGAAAAAGUAAGAGAAAAUACCACUCACGGAGAGCUUCAGAUCGGAAUAGUAGCGAGGCUUCGGUGUUUGACUCUGACACUGAAUCAUCAGGGACUGGCUCUGAAUAUUCUUCUGAAAGCGGCAGUUCAAGUUGUAGUUCCUCGGACUCAGAGGAUGAGAAGCGGCGAUAUAAAAGGAAGCAGAAGAAGAGAAGGGAAAGCACAUCAUCAGCGUCAUCUGAAUCUGAAUCUGAAUCCGAGUCGGAUUCUGAUUCUGAUGACAUGGGCAGCCGGAAAAAGAGCAGAAGGCGAGGCAAUAGACGCUGAUUCUGACAGAAUGAGCCUGAGAACAGUGAAUGGCAAUGAGGAAGUCAAAUAUGUCAUCUCAUUUCAUUGCACAUUCAUCAUCCGAGAAACGAAUUUUACAGUUUUUACCCAAGCGCUAGUGCUGUUGUUUUCACUGCACUAAGUGCUUGAAGCUCUAGAUCUUUCUUGUUUGAUGUAUCUGUGAGAGCAGCGAAUGAUGUAACCACAUUCAUCUGUAAAUUUUUAAAUUUAGUCCGUUUGCUUUCCUGAAA